Molecule: messenger RNA, 945 nt
Organism: Megalops cyprinoides (Indo-Pacific tarpon)
Lineage: Eukaryota; Metazoa; Chordata; Actinopteri; Elopiformes; Megalopidae
Gene: dapl1b.1
Product: death associated protein 1b
Exons: 4
Coding region: 34-372 (112 amino acids)
Biological process (GO): cellular response to amino acid starvation; apoptotic signaling pathway; negative regulation of autophagy
Molecular function (GO): death domain binding
Source: RefSeq, a predicted model, not a curated record
GUGUGCCUUGUACUUGAGAACAAAGUUUUGAAGAUGGUGCAGCUGUCUAAAACUGGAAUGAGAGAGAAUCCGACGCUGAAGGCUGGGCAUCCCCCAGCAGUGAAGGCCGGAGGGAAGCGGGUGGCUAAGAAGAGCAGCGAGGACACCGUUGCCAUGGAGAAGGAGGCCAAGCGGCCCGCCGAAAAGCCCAGGUCUCUUCCCACUUCUCCCAGAAUGCAAUCUGUCAGUGUCCUGUUAGCAGGCACUCUGGAAAAGCUGGGGCACGAGUUUCCAGAGACUCCAGUGAGUGUCAGACACAGCAGGCUGAGGCCGGCCGUGGAGAAGUCCCACUCGCCUCGCUCCUUCUUUAUACAGCAGCCCCGCAAGUGUUGAGCCAAAAUGGCCGCUCACCUUCUGAGUGUGUGGCACAAGAGCCUGGGGAAUAUCUGUGAAGUAAACAGUCUUAAGCGAAACGGGAAGUGUGUGCAGUGGAUUAUACCCGUGGCGGGGCCGAAGUGGGCAGAGAGAGAAGCCUAUGUAGUUAAUGUUUUGUUCUCAGAAAGGAAAAAAAAAAUGUAAUAGCACUUAAGCUUCAGUACAAUUGUAACAGCUCUUAAGCUUCACAUUAACUCUUGAUCUCUAGUGAUUUCUGACCUUACUUGUGGGGUCACUUGUUUAUUGCUUUGAUAUUUGUUCCUUGUGCUUGGUUUACUACUAACUAGGUGCAUUGGCUGUUUGCCUCUCUGUCUAUAUCUGACGGAGGCCUCUGUCGACAAAUGGAGUAUAGUGUCACCAUGGAGUUAAAAGAAAGUGGGUUGUCUUAAUCAUACUUGUUUGAGAGACAGAAAGAGCCAGUGUAUGCUGUUUCUUCAAUGUGGGCAGAAUUAAAAAUUCUAAAUGUGAACUUUUCUAGGCAUGCUUAACACAUAUUGCUUGAAUAAAAUUGCCUUACAAUUUACAGGAAAA